Homarus americanus (American lobster) is the source of this 2430-nucleotide messenger RNA. RefSeq names its product zinc finger protein OZF-like. Gene Ontology annotation, biological process: regulation of transcription by RNA polymerase II. Gene Ontology annotation, molecular function: DNA-binding transcription factor activity; RNA polymerase II cis-regulatory region sequence-specific DNA binding. Bases 882 to 2339 code for a protein of 485 amino acids. The record is from RefSeq and is a predicted model, not a curated record. Lineage: Eukaryota; Metazoa; Arthropoda; Malacostraca; Decapoda; Nephropidae. The transcript has 2 exons.
AACAAAUGUGUCUUUUUAAAGGAAAUGUCGAACCAGAACCACAUAAUUUGAAGAGGAUAAAAAAAAAUUACGUAUGUAGUACUGUAUUCAGAGUAUUCAAGUUUGUUUACAUCACUGACGGACGCAAGCCAGAAAAAUUAUUGGAACAUGUAUCAAGAUGACUCCUGGCACCUUGUGAACUCCUGGACGGUAGUGAUAUUCUGUACAACUGACAACUGAAAAUUAUACAACUAUGCAUUAAUAUGGAAGGUCAGACAAUUAGUGCGAACAUCUGAUAGGUACUGUACACCCAAGAGAAAUAGACGGAUCACCAGACUAGUCGAGAACAACUUACAGAACGUAACAAAGUUGUCAGCCAGAAUUUCUCCCAGCUCCUCGAUAUUCCAUUCACCCUGCUGAACUUUGAUUCCGUGCCAUAUAUGACGCAAUAACAGAGGAGUGUCACAUCAGUGUUAAUGCUUCCAGGUAAUCCUUCCUACAGCUGACUCUUGUAUCAAAUGUACAAUACAUAAAGCAUCCGCAUUCAUUACUGAGUGUUCUUCAUAUCACACCAGAAAAUUUUAUACCUGUACUCAAUGGUAAUUUGAAUUAAUUAAUAGUUGUAUUCAUUUUUGAAGUUACAGAUACUGUAGUUUUGUGAAGAGUGCACGUUUUGUUGUGUAAUGGCAUAAUUAUGAAAGAAUACAGUGAAAUCUACAUUUGACUUACUUAAGAUUCAGGGUAAGAUGCAACAUUUUAUCAGUGAAAACAGGAUUUGGUUGUUUAGCUUGAUGCAUUUUAUUUACUUAUUACAAUACAGUAAUUAUGGGCUUAGAAAUGUAAAUAAAUAUAAUUCAUAUAAAAUUACUUGAGACAGCAUUUCAAAUUUUUUAAAUUCUGUAAUGACUUUGGCCAUUAUGCCAAAAUUACAUCUGAAAAUUCGUAAUGGAGAAAAGCCUCCAUUUUCAUGCAAAGUUUGUGGUAAACGCUUUGAUUUUAAAGGGAAUUUAUCAAAACAUAUUUUAGUUCACACAGGGGAAAAACCAUUUCAGUGUUCAAUAUGUCAGAAAUCAUUUACUCAGAAAUCAACUUUGGUACAACAUAUGACAGUUCACACAGGAGAGAAACGAUUUCAGUGUGAAAUAUGUAACAAAUCUUUCAGCCAGAAAAAGACUUUGCAACAACAUAUGACUGUUCACACUGGAGAGAAACCAUUUCAGUGUUCACAAUGCCAUAAAUCUUUUAGCCAGAAAGGGACACUAAUAAAACAUAUGACCAUACACACAGGAGAGAGGCCAUUUCAUUGUUCAGAGUGUAGUAAAUCCUUUGUCAUGGAAAGGCUUCUCGUAGAACACCGGAGAGUUCAUACAGGAGAAAAACCAUUUCAUUGUUCAGAAUGCCAUAAAGCUUUCACUCAGAAAAAGCUUCUCAUGCAACACUUGAUAAUUCACAGCAAAGAAAAACCAUUUCAGUGUCCCAUAUGCCACAAAGCCUAUAGGCAGAAAGCCAGUCUGCUAGAACAUAACAGAGUUCAUACUAGGAAGAAAAUUCAAUGUUCAGAAUGCCAGAAAUUUUUUAGCCAAAGAAAAUCUCUUGUAAAUCACAUGAGACUUCACUCUGGAGAAAAACCAUUCCAGUGUUCUGAAUGCAGUAAAGCUUUUUACCGAAAAGGAAGCUUAGAAAGGCAUACACAAUUUCAUGUAAAUGAGAAAAGGAAAGUUCACUUAGGGGAAAAAUGUUUUCAGUGUGAAAAAUGUAAUAAAGCCUUUAAAUUAAGAGGAAGCCUACGUAGACAUACAAAGCAUCAUUUACAAGAUGGUUCAUUUCACUGUGCUAAAUGUCGUAUCAGUUUUUCUAAAAAAUGUGACCUUGUUUUCCACCUGAAAAAUCAUACAGGAGAGAAAUUGUUGAAAGGUUCUACCUGCCAUAAAGAACUCAAAAAAUACAGAAAGUAUGUUGGAGAGAAACCAACAUUCAAGACAAUACUCAUACCAAACCAAAACCUGUCGUGUCUUAACGAGAAUGAAAUAGGAGGAUCCUCGCAUGCACUUGAUCUAAACAUUCAAAAUGGUUUGACAGAAAAUGCCCCUAAUCACAACAAAGAUUGCAGUCUCCUGGGUGAUGUAAAUCAUACAAGCCAGCAAAUAGAAAAUAUCCUUAUAAAAGCUGAAUCAAAAGUGGAGAUGAUUGAUUGUUCUACAGAGGUAGCAAAAAAGCAAACUGGUAAUGAUACUAACUCUUCCAAUAGUCAGCCUGAAGAUCCACUCAAAAUUAAUAUAAUUUCCCGGUGUACCAUAAAGGAAGAGAACCAAGAGGGGUAUUGUGUGUUUGUUAAGGAAGAAAAGUCUGACAAUUGGUGAAGAUUAUCUGUGUACAGUACUGUAUUGUGAAAUGUUUCAUGAACCCUUGUGUGUGAUAUAGCUAGAGCACAUGAAUAAAUUUUUAAUGAUA